Molecule: messenger RNA, 2274 nt
Organism: Pterocles gutturalis (yellow-throated sandgrouse)
Lineage: Eukaryota; Metazoa; Chordata; Aves; Pterocliformes; Pteroclidae
Gene: ZDHHC8
Product: zinc finger, DHHC-type containing 8
Exons: 10
Biological process (GO): protein palmitoylation
Molecular function (GO): palmitoyltransferase activity
Source: RefSeq, a predicted model, not a curated record
AGAAACUAUGUGUUACAGCUGAAAGAGCCCUUACCUGUAACUUCUCUUUUCCACAGGUGCCCCUGGUUGACAAAAGCAAUCUCCCCAGCCAUCCCAGUGUACAAUGGGCUCGUGUUCUUGUUUGUGCUGGCAAACUUCAGCAUGGCAACUUUCAUGGACCCUGGAGUUUUCCCAAGAGCAGAUGAAGAUGAAGAUAAAGACGAUGACUUCCGAGCUCCACUCUACAAGAAUGUGGAGAUUAAAGGAAUCCAAGUACGGAUGAAAUGGUGUGCCACCUGCCACUUCUACCGUCCCCCUCGCUGCUCUCACUGCAGUGUCUGUGACAACUGUGUUGAGGAUUUUGACCAUCACUGCCCAUGGGUCAACAAUUGCAUAGGACGGAGGAACUACCGCUAUUUUUUUCUCUUCUUGCUGUCCUUAAGUACGCACAUGGUUGGAGUAUUCACCUUUGGGCUCAUCUUCGUACUAAACCAUAUGGAAAAGCUGGGAGCAGCUCAUACGACCAUUACAAUGGCCGUCAUGUGUGUGGCUGGAUUAUUCUUUAUUCCAGUCAUUGGUCUCACUGGCUUCCAUAUUGUUCUAGUGGCCCGAGGGCGCACAACGAAUGAACAGGUAACAGGUAAAUUCCGUGGGGGAGUGAAUCCUUUUACCCGAGGAUGCUGCGGAAACGUGGAACAUGUGCUCUGCAGCCCCUUGGCUCCCAGGUACAUAGUUGAGCCUAAGAAAAAGCAAGCUGUGAGUGUGAAGCCUCCUUUCCUCAGACCUGAUUUAUCUGAGCGACAGAUCACAGUGAAGAUCAGUGACAAUGGGAUCCAAGCCAACCUCAACCGGAGCAAGUCUAAAAUUAGCCUGGAAGGUCUGGACGAUAAAAGUAUGGAUCUGCAGCCACCUCUCCCACCCAAAGGAGAUCCAAGCAAGUACUCUGAGCUAAAAGGGCAGCUGGGGACCAGUGAAGAAGGUGGCCUUUCACCCAAACUUAUCAGCCCUCCUACACCUGCCAUGUACAAGUAUCGACCAGCUUUCAGCAACAAUCCCAAAGUCCACUACCAUGCUACGGCUGAGCAGAUCACCAUGCAAGAGGGACACAGUCAAGGGGCUCUGAUAGAAGAGGAUGACAGGAGCCUUGAUUAUCAGUCUGAACCCAGCUUGGACAUCCCCAGCUACCGGAAGAGCUCCCUCCACAAGACUUAUCAGUCUUCCCCACUCCAGAUAGAUUCCUUUGCCAUCAAUUCACGAUCCCUGAGCCUGAAAUCUGCUGGCAGGAGAGGGACAGACAAAGUGCCCCUUCAACCAAUAAAGUCUGAAGGGGCAGCUUCCACCCCUUACAAAAGCAUCUUUUCUCCCAAUUCCCUGUCAAACAGAAAUGGGAGUCUUUCAUAUGACAGUUUGCUAAACCCCAUGUCGCCCUCGGGGAGGAAGUGCAUCGCCCAUUCUGCAGUCAGCUCCGUUGGGUACCACUCCCCAUAUUUAUCAGCCAAAAUGUGCCAUCUACGGGGGAGCGAGCUGCAACGCCAACCACUGCAGAGCUUCAGCCCAGUGCUCGGGGGUCCAGCUCCACAUCAGCGAGAUCCCUCCCCAGUCCGCUAUGAUAACCUUUCCAAAACCAUUAUGGCAUCCAUCCAGGAGAGGAAAGAGAUGGAAGAGAGGGAGAAGCUCCUUCACUCGCACCCUGAUUCGGUGUUUGCAGACUCAGGUGUCUAUGACACCCCUAGCUCUUACAGCCUUCAGCAAGUCAGCACACUCUCUGAAGACCCACGGAGCAUGGCAAUGAGAUACGGAUCUAGAGACAAUCUGAUGGCUGCUACCAGUUUUAGCACAAGGAACCCUAUACUGCAGUCCUCAGUGUCUUCACUCUCAAGUGCAAUGACAAGAGCACCAAGGACUUCCACAACCUCUCUGCAAGCUGAUUUAGCCAAUAAUAACGUCCAGUCCCAUCAAGCACUACAGGGCAGGGUGAGCAAUGGGUCCUACAAAUCCCCAGGCCACCAGGUCCCAUCGUCCCCCACAGGGAUGCCUAGGUCACCCUCUUACGGAGGCCCGAAGGCUGUCUCAUUUGUAAACACUGUGGAAAUUACAGAGGUGCAAUCAGUGGGAGCACAAAGGGAUGACAUGCAGUUGAAGACACCUCACAGUAAAAUAAACGGACAGCCAAAAGGAAUAUCCAGGUUGGGUUCAACAUCAAGUUCCCAGGGGACACCUGUCAGCCCUGCUAGACACUCAAAUGUUAAGAAGGUCUCUGGAGUUGGUGGAACAACCUAUGAAAUUUCAGUGUAA